UGAUAGCCACGUCCUAGUAUUUAGGGACAAGGUGCGGCUCCAAAAAUUGGCCAUAUUCAUAAAAAAAUACAAUGGGAAUAAAUGAGUGAUAAUUAAUUUUCAAAAUAAACAAUUCAAGUACUUAGAGCAACAAUGAAGGAAUAUAUGAAACAAAAUAAUUGACGAUUGAUGCAAAGAUGAGUAACAUUUUGGCACAACGUCUGAGUAAUCGAAAGCUGCUGGUGGACUUGCUGGCAGUGAUGUUUGGAAUUGGCGCAUGGAUUGGGGUCAAUGGAAUUUAUGUACAACUGCCACUAUUGGUUAAUACGGCGCCAGAAAAAUGGAGUUUACCUGCCCAUAUGGUUAUGCUGGUACAAUUUGCCAAUUUGGGGCCAAUAAUUUAUACUUUGUUUAGCAAAUAUUCAUCAUGGACCAGAGAUCACUACAUUAUCUAUGGUCUUUUGGGGAUAGCGACCUUUGCCAUCUACCUAAUGGCAUUAACUUAUAAAGAGACCUCAAUAAUCUUCAAUUCUGAGCACUCAACAGCUCUUCUGGGUCUGAUGUUUCUUACAGCAGUAGUGGGCUGCACAUCGUCAGUCCUCUUCAUGCCGUAUAUGCGCAUUUACCGAGAAAUCUAUCUAGUCUCCUAUUUGGUAGGGGAGGGUCUGAGUGGCUUCAUACCUAGCGCAGUGGCAUUAAUGCAAGGGGUGGGUGGUAAUCCGGAGUGUAGAAACAUUACAAAACCAGACUCGUCGAUCCACAUAUUCGAGCCCUUCUACCCAGAGCCAAGAUUUUCCCUCGAGGUUUUCUUCAUUUUUUUGGGAAUAAUGUUGACAAUCAGUCUCAUCUCUUUCAUUGGACUCAACAAGUUGCCGACAGCACGUGGGGAAUUGGUGAAGCCCCCGGGCAGUGCGGAGACACAGCCAAGGGACUUAAAUGCACCUCCUAGCUAUAAAACGACUAGCGACUGGACAAUGCCCACAAGAACGUACUGUUAUCUCCUAACUAUAAUGGGAAUCAUUUGCUUCUUGGGACAUAGCACACUGCCCAGCAUACAAUCCUACUCGUGUCUGCCUUACGGCAAUGUCGCUUACCAUCUAACAGUAACACUGGCUUCCAUGGCCACGCCCUUGUCCAUGGCCAUGGGCUUUAUUCAAAAGGAUCCCUUGUCCUUAAAAGCUUUAACAACCCUCACUGCAGGAAUUCUGCUACUCUCCGCAGUGGUGUUGUUCAUUGCUGUUCAGUCACCAUCACCUCCCCUUCAAGGGUCCUGGGGGGGAGAAUUAUUGAUUAUUCUAUUGUGGAUAGUUGUCAAUGGUUUGAUUGGAUUUGUCAAAAUGGCAAUUACCACUAUUUUUAGGCCUGAUCCUGGCAGGGGAUUAUAUUACAUUGGAGUAGCUACGCAAGUUGGAUCACUUGCGGGGGCUAUUAUGACUUUCACAUUGGUUAACUAUGUCGGCGUGUUCAAGUCAUUUUCACCUUGUGAUGCGUUCAUCAAGCACUAAUUAGGUUAAAAUUUGGCUAUUGAUUCGGAAAACUUAUCCGAGGAUAGACUCUUCGGAAUUUUAUAUAUAAUAAUACCUCUAAUAGGGUGAUUCCAAUUUUAUUGAUUUCAUUCCGAAUGUUUUAAGUGCGAAAACUUUUAUCAAAAAACACAGGGGGGGAGGGUUAAUAGUUAUCAAAGUCGACUGGGGGAGAGUUAAACGUAUUGUAUAUAUUGAAUGACUGUAUUGUAUUGAAUAAAGGAAAACCAUUGAUACUAGUUUUUAAAUUUUGUAAAUAUUGUAUAUAUUAACUAAUGUAUUGUAUUGAAUAAAAAUAACUUGGUU
Molecule: messenger RNA, 1808 nt
Organism: Diachasmimorpha longicaudata
Lineage: Eukaryota; Metazoa; Arthropoda; Insecta; Hymenoptera; Braconidae
Product: solute carrier family 52, riboflavin transporter, member 3-A
Exons: 3
Coding region: 177-1484 (435 amino acids)
Biological process (GO): riboflavin transport
Cellular component (GO): plasma membrane
Molecular function (GO): riboflavin transmembrane transporter activity
Source: RefSeq, a predicted model, not a curated record